This is a messenger RNA of Perca flavescens (yellow perch), 1770 nucleotides long. It is a transcript of the gene slc5a5, whose product is annotated as solute carrier family 5 member 5. Gene Ontology annotation, biological process: iodide transmembrane transport; sodium ion transport. The record is from RefSeq and is a predicted model, not a curated record. The transcript has 16 exons. NCBI's taxonomy places the organism in Eukaryota, Metazoa, Chordata, Actinopteri, Perciformes, Percidae. The coding region runs from base 1 to 1770 and encodes 589 amino acids. Gene Ontology annotation, cellular component: extracellular exosome; membrane. Gene Ontology annotation, molecular function: symporter activity.
AUGCAAAUAAAGAGCUUCGUUCUAGCCGACUACGCAGUCUUUGCUGCCAUGUUGUCCCUUUCUAUGGCCAUCGGACUCUUCCAUGCCCUGAAGACGAGGCCAGGGGGAGCCACUGCUGAUGACUUCUUCACUGGGGGUCGGAGCAUGUCGGCAGUGCCUGUUGGGAUGUCGCUCUGUGCCAGUUUUAUGUCAGCAGUCCAGGUUAUAGGUGUUCCCGCUGAGGCUUCUCGCUAUGGCUUUAAAUUCCUCUACAUGUGCCUCGGACAAAGCAUCAACUCCCUGCUGACAGCUUACCUCUUCCUGCCAGUUUUCUUUCGACUGGGCAUCACCAGCACCAAUCAGUAUCUGAAGAUGAGAUUUGGCAGAGGGAUGCAGCUGUUGGGGAGUGUCCAGUUUCUGGUGGCAACGCUGCUUUACACAGGGAUUGUCAUCUAUGCACCUGCCUUGAUCCUCAACCAAGCUACUGGACUCAAUAUGUGGGUGUCUCUGUUUUCUACUGGGACCAUUUGCACCCUGUACACCACACUGGGUGGCAUCAAAGCUGUGAUCUGGACUGAUGUGUUCCAGAUUGUUGUCAUGUUGUCCGGCUUUGUGGCCAUUUUCAUCCGCGGCACAGUUCUGGUUGGUGGUCCUGCAGUUGUGCUGGAGAUUGCCAAAAAUGGAUCACGCAUUAAUUUUAAUGAUUUUGGUAUUGACCCGCGGCAGCGCUAUACCUUCUGGAGCCUUUCUGUCGGAGGUGCAUUGGUUUGGCUGUCCAUGUACGGGGUAAACCAAGCUCAAGUCCAGCGCUACAUCUCCUGCAGAACAGAAAGAGACGCCAAGUGGGCGCUGUUUGUGAACCAAGUGGGUCUGUGUGUCAUUGUGAGCAGUGCAGCAACCUGCGGCAUCGUCAUGUUUGCUUAUUACAUCAACUGUGAUCCACUGAAGUCUGGGAGGAUUUCUGCCCCCGAUCUGUAUAUGCCGUACUUUGUGUUGGAAAUAUUCCGAGAUCACCCUGGAUUUUCAGGUCUUUUCCUUGCCUGUGCAUACAGCGGGACUCUGAGCACAGCCUCCACAAGUAUCAAUGCAAUGGCUGCAGUAACAAUGGAGGAUCUGCUGCAACCUCAUCUGCUCCACAUGACCCAGAAGAAAUUGAUACUUGUUUCCAAAGGACUGUCUUUCCUGUACGGUGUUGGUUGUAUCACCAUGGCUGCUCUCUCCUCCUUCCUGGACUGGGGAGUUCUUCAGGGGUCGUUCACUGUCAUGGGUGUGGUCAGCGGUCCAUUACUGGGCGUAUUCAUUUUGGGGAUGUUUGUUCCAGCAACAAACAGGCUGGGGGUGUUCUCAGGAAUCUUAGUGGGCUUCUGUGUCUCUCUGUGGCUGGCUGUUGGUUCAACUCUUUACCCACCCAGUGAGGCUACUAUGGGUGUCCUGCCCAGCUACGCAGGCGAGUGUAGACCCAGCAACGUCACCCUGAACAGCAAUACAUGUUACAGCAAUACAACUAUUGUAAUGAACCCUUUCUUUUCUAAAACUAGGGGCCUGCUUCACUUGUACUCCAUAUCCUACCUCUACUUUGGUGCCAUGGCGACUAGUUCAGUCGUGCUAGUUGGGCUGAUAGUGAGCUAUGCGACAGGACCAACAAAGAGGCAUCAUAUUAAAGAGGGUUUGUUAUGGUGGGAUCUAAACAAAAAGCAAGUAGAAGUCCCAUCAGAGUGCAGAGUACUCAAGGUGACAGAUAAACCACAGCUUGUGCCUUUGAGAGACCUGCAUAAAGAAGACACAAAUUAA